This is a messenger RNA of Pecten maximus, 2532 nucleotides long. Its product is annotated as probable transporter MCH1. The transcript has 4 exons. Gene Ontology annotation, biological process: transmembrane transport. Gene Ontology annotation, cellular component: membrane. Lineage: Eukaryota; Metazoa; Mollusca; Bivalvia; Pectinida; Pectinidae. Gene Ontology annotation, molecular function: transmembrane transporter activity. The record is from RefSeq and is a predicted model, not a curated record. Bases 94 to 1491 code for a protein of 465 amino acids.
UGAUACUCAAGUUCACCGGUAUAUCGUCGGGGAAGAGGUCGCCGCACGAGUACAUCUUAGGAUAAAUAUUACAACGAUCUCGAUAUAAGUAGCAUGGCACAAAAGGAGGGCUGUACGGCCAUGAUCCCUCGGAUUUUAACACUCUGUGUUGGGUGUCUCGGCAUGAUAACAGCCGGGUCUAUCUAUGCCUUUGGAGCGUAUAAUGUCGCUGUCAAAAGGCAUUUCAACUACACUCAAUCCGAAGUGGAAAUAAUAGCGUCAAUGAGUAACUUCGGUAUAUCAUUUGGUAUGCCAGCUGGUUUUAUGUGUGAGCGCCUUGGAGCCCGCUGGACCUCACUGUCGGCUCUACUGAUAUCCUGCCUUGGUUUUAUGUUGCUAUGGAGUACAACGGAAAUGAAGGACUACUACGCGCACACCGCGCCACUACAAUAUCUAUAUUUCUUCCUGGCAGGUUUCGGAGCAAUUUUCAUGUACAUGGCAAGUAUGAUUACCAAUAUGAACAACUUCCAUCCAAAGCACAGAGGCAAGGUGAUCGGUAUUCUGGACGCUUCAUUCAGCGGCGGACCAGCACUCUUCGCUUUCCUGUUUGGGGAAUGUUUCAUCAAUGGUCAUGUCAAGGAUGAACAGAAUCAGAACCUUAACGGAUUUUACCUAAUGAGUGCUAUAUGUUUUGGAGUCGUCGGUCUUAUGGGUAUUAUUGGCCUGAAAUCGUAUGAAACUGACAUCAGUGAAGCUGAUAUGAGUGCAUUAGCAUCUAGUACAAGUGUUAACACUGUACACCAGCCAAAGGAUAUCACUGGCAUUGAACUUAUCAAAAGGACAGACUUUCAUUUCCUUUUCUGGGCUUACUUAUUUUGUGCGGGACUGCAGCUGAUGUUUCAAAAUAAUAUAGGCGUGUAUCUGAAAUCGUAUCAUCUGGAGAACUAUACAACAUUGUUCACAACCAUUAACCCUAUAGCGGGCGUGGUUUGUAAAUUCCUGGUGGGAUAUAUUUCUGACGUCGUAAUAGAAAAAGUGCCUCGUAUUGGUCUUCUUCUGUUUUUUAACAUUUUACAAACUGCCAUCCUGAUUCUUUGUAUCUUUUUCUCCGACAAACUCUCCAUGUUAGUUGUUGCUCUCAUUGGAAUCGGCUUCUCAAAUGGCGCCCUCUGGUGUUUAACGCCUACAAUGGUUAGUGAAUUUUUUGGACUGAAGUAUUUCGGACGAAACUGGGGGAGCAUCAUAUUUGGGAAUGCGUUCGGUGGGUUAGGGAUACAGCAAAUGUUCGGUGCUAUAUAUGAUAAUAGUAUUUCAGUCAAAGGAAAAACGGAUUGCUACGGUCUCCAUUGCUUUACGUGGAGUUUUGCAGUCGUAUCGGUACUAAGCCUUUGCUCCUGUAUAUUUAAUUAUGGAUUGUUGCAGGGUGAAUUUGAAAAACGAAAGUAUUUGAAGGAAAAUGCUUCAGAGGAAAUGCGUUACGGUGACGCCAAAAUAGAAGAAUCAAAAUUGUAAAUGUUUUACCUGUCAAAACUAUUUAAUCUACAAAUGUCUACAUAAUCGGUCAGUUAUUCAGUGACCAGUGAGCCCUUGCAAUAUUACAUAUGUCACUAGUGUAAUAUACCAGUGAUCGAUUUUCAUUGGCCUCCCUAAUAUAUAAACAACGGCGCAACAAAAGGACAAUCUCCGCUUGAUUAUGUCUUCCACAUUUUGCCUUUAAAACCUGAAUGUUUUCUGAGCUAUGUGUCAAAAUGUAACAUAAAUUUGUUUUCAUUUCGUAUGUGAUUUUAAGAAACUCGUCUCGAAGUUUUAAUUUUUGUUCGGCAGGGCUCGCAAAAUAUAAACUUUUAAGACUCGUUUGAAAUGAAAACUCAUCUAAGAUCGAUAGAUAGCCAUAUUCAUAUCCUCGGAUCAACAGCAAGUGGCUACCUUUUCCUUUUGCAGAACCCCCCCCCCCAUUCAACCAUGUCAUUUCGGAUCACGAAUAGACUGUUGUUAACGCGUAUUGUCUUUUACCGAAAACGUCUAUUUAUUCCAUAAUAUAAUAUUCAGAAUAUCGCUAUGAAUCACAUUUUCAUUAACAUAUGCUCAUAAUAAGAAGAUAACGCUUAAUCUUCCGGAACGCACGCCUUAUUCUCCAUGUAAAUUUUCAAGGGACUCCAUGCAAAUCGACAUUUUUCUCAUAUUUUGCCCCUGUUUUAUUGACUUCGAGGCGGCAUAAUUGUUUCGUCCUUUGCACAUUUUCUUACAGUGCGAUAAAGUGUUGAAAAUAAUUUUAAACAAAGGAAUCUUUAUAACAAGUUUCGUUACGCUGAAGUAGAAUAGAAGUAUUAACUAGUAACUGUAGUAGCUUACUAUUCGGUGUCAAUGAUGCUAAUGUUUUUUUUAGUUAAAUUACUUCCAAAAUAUAAGCUUCUUAUCUUUCUACAGAACUAGAACUGGAACCAGAAACAGCUAUGAGUUACUCAUUCCUUUGUUUGCUUGAUGGAAUCUUAAGUCCUAGUAUUAGUUAGAGUGAGUUUGCUUUAGAAAGAAAAAAGAAAAAAAAAAGAAAAA